This is a messenger RNA of Dunckerocampus dactyliophorus (ringed pipefish), 7670 nucleotides long. RefSeq names its product FAST kinase domains 2 (gene fastkd2). Lineage: Eukaryota; Metazoa; Chordata; Actinopteri; Syngnathiformes; Syngnathidae. Gene Ontology annotation, cellular component: ribonucleoprotein granule; mitochondrial matrix. Gene Ontology annotation, biological process: regulation of mitochondrial mRNA stability; mitochondrial RNA processing. The transcript is spliced from 11 exons. The record is from RefSeq and is a predicted model, not a curated record. Gene Ontology annotation, molecular function: RNA binding. The coding region runs from base 5586 to 7511 and encodes 641 amino acids.
UUAAAAGCAUCAUUUUGGCUGAGUUCUCUCCUCUUUCGUGAUUCCUACGGUUUAAAAUGUCUGCACCUGUGCACAGGACCCCCACAGAAAACACCUGAGUAGGAGCGGAGGCCCCGUUCCAAGCCUGUAGGAGCGUGAGGAUCCCGUUGGCGGUUGACAUGUCAGGUCCGCGACCAGUCUUUGAAACAACAGCUGCCUGCUGACAGCGCACUAUGUCCAGGAGGUUGGUCUCCAGCCAUUCCCUAAACAAGAGAAGAAGAAGAUCGGCUGUUUUGUAAGUCAUGUUUGACACCACUUUAGUGGACUGUGUUGGGUAAAGUAAUUAGUUAUAGUUCCUUAUACUUUCCCAAAAAAGUAAUUGAAUUAGUAAUCCUUCAUAAAUGGCAUUUGUUACCAGGGAAAGUUAUUAUUAUUUUAAAAAAUAUAUGUAAUAAGCAUAUUUUUUGACUAAUGAUAGACCGUAUUCAACCACCAAACAGGGAUGAUUUAUGAAUAUAUUUUUGAAAAACCGUGACAAGAGUGAAGCAGUGAAAUUCAAAGCGCAAAGUUGCGAGGGGUUACAGGGCGUGGAGAAAGGGUGAGUUGUAAAAUGAAUCUUGGAUAAUGUUUGGUCUUUUCUUGAUUGAUGAUUUAAUCCUGGACACGAAAACCUGACAGGAAUAUAAUGGUUUUAUUGAGUAGUUUCUGUAGGAUAACAUUGUUUUAUUAACCUGUUAGCGGAGCGAGUAAAUAUUUAUUACAAGUAGAUUAUAGAAAUACCGUUUUGUUAACUUGUUAGCUGAAUAGACGAACAUUUAUUUCAGUAGGAUGCAGAAACACAAAAAGAUUACGUACAAUCACAUAGUCAGCGGUCUAAUAUGGUCACAUAAUGGAGUAACUAGGCCAAAGAUAUGAUGUGCUGUGCUGGGCGUGCGUGUUCUAUUUUGUACAGAAAAAGAUGCUGAUGUGAGACUACCACGUGAGCAAAAACACGACUCUCAGCUGUUACUGCCACACACGCACUCACAAGGACAUAUUUACAAUACAUUUUCUUAACCCUCUUGUAAGGAUAAGAAAGCCACCCCCACACAUUUUUUUAUUGUAAAGUUUACGGUUGUUGCGUUGUUAAAAUAUGUAGCCUACUGUUCCUCAAACCCCUGCACGCAAAUAACUAAUGGGAUGAAAUGGCACUAUUUCGCCACAAGGGGCGAGUGUCUCGCCAAUGUGCCGUCGCUUCAGCGGCGAAGAAGUACAUCCUGAGCUGGAGUAUCACGUUAGACAAGAACAAGUGUGUGUCGAAAUGCCAAAAGGCUAAUGUGCUAUUUCUGUUGUUACAGGUGACAGUUAAAGGUACAUGAUAUAUCUGAGUAGCAUCAGUGAUGUAAGUGUGUGAAUGCUGGCCGUUUAUCCACACGUUUGUAUGUGCAAUGAAAAGUAAUUACACCUCGUGAAUGUAGGUAAGCUAAGCUAACGGAUGUGGACGAGGGUGACGUAAUGCUGACCGGAUAUGGCGCCUCGGUAUCAUAAUUGAUAAUUAAGUGUGCUUAUUACUGUGAAACAGUCGUUUUGUCGCAAUGUGGAGAUACAGUGCUAUUUUAUAUGAUAUAUGUUGGAGUUAUACUGGAAUAAGUGUAAUAAGAAGAACAUCCUGUGCUGGAGUAUCACAUGUUGGACAAGAACAAGUGUGGGAUGAAAUGCCAAAAGGCUAAUGUGCUAUUUCUGUUGUAACAGAUUCACUUGUUAAAGAGCAAACAACCAGUACACAUCUCCUUUAUUAGUCAUGUGUGCAACACGCUGCUGGUGUCUAAGUCUUAUUCCUUCUCAUAAUUGGAGAUGAACGAACACGUAAGGGGAGCUGAAGUGUAUUUAACAAAAUGGUCCUUGAGACCUCUUAUCAGGUUGCGGAGAAUUUCAUCUCCAACAGCUCUGAUACGAGCUGUAAUUGCAUCCUGUAAAAUGGUUUGCGGCGGAAUAUGCACGCAAUUUGUGCUGCACAGAUAAAAUUGACAAAGUGCAGGAACUUUGGAAAGCCAAUAAGAAUAUGUACCUUUUGUGUCCGCUGUCAUCACACGCGUUAUUUAGCGCGGGGAGCGCCUUCAACGCCUUCUGUCUUGUUUUUGUUGAUGAAGUUUAUGGGGCCAAAUGACUCCGUGUGAAUAAAACAUGAAGUUAAUUAUGUAUUGAUUUCUUAAAACCAUGUGGUGUCCAAUCAUCACGAUGGUUAUCGUGGACAUGAAUGCUUAGCAAGCGUAAUUUGGGCGAAUUUGCUAUGGUUUUUCAUGAACUUCACAUCGUGCAGUUAAUCUUUUGACAUGUUUUUCAUGACGUGGCGGUCACUGAACACUGCAAUUUAAUAAGCUUAAGUCUUGCGUGCACCUCAACUUUAUAUGUUGACUCCCUCGUCAGGUUUUCAGUCUGCGGGUGCGAAGAACGUGUCGUGUUGAGUGCAUAGCAAGGCGCCACGUUUCGCUGUCGGUAACGUUAUUUACUCUGUGUGCGUAUCACACUGCAUUUUUUGUACACUUCCACAAUGACACAACCUAAAGUAGAUGUGAUUAUGGCUCUUAAUUGAUGAUGCAGUUAUUGUGCAUGUGCGCAUUUCGAUCUGCUUACUGACUUGUCGUAGAUGAUCUCAAGGACGGGCUGGAAAAAGAAAGGUGGUCCUUUGAUUGCGCCAUCAUAGUUAAAGACUUUUGCCCUCUGCAGGUCAACGUAGACGCUCUCUCCAACAUCUCCCCACACAAUGACGUCUGUCACUUCUAAAGCAGAGCAUGACGGAGAUGUUGCAUAAAAAGCCGUGACGCGAAUACGUCACUGCGACCAACGAGCGCGAGCUACCUGAAGUCCUUACUCUGAGCUUGUUCGCAAUGGCAGCUCUGGCUUCAUUCUCCAGCUGGGUUGCCACGGCAACAAAGUGGCGCUUGUCAGUGGCGCAUGCUUUCAGGAGAAAUGAGCACCUGAGGUUCACAAGCGAGCCACCGGACACGAUCACCUUCGCCCCCACGUUGGCCCUCGCCUCAAUCAGCCGCCCGUAUUCGGUGUACAAGUCCGCUGUCGCUUUUACCGUCCGGCGUUCCUCCUCAUCCUUGGCGCGCAUCCCGUUAGACCAGCCGUCAUCCAGCAGGAGGAUGAAGUCUGCUUCGUGGAAUGCCUCUUUGAGAUCUGUGUGAACAGUCACCUGUCCGUGCACGAAGCCACGUGGUUGGUUGUGGUGGAGAAGUGAUCAAAGGUAACAAAUAUGCAAGGCCGCCCCUGGCCAAAUUGGGGCGCUCAGCAAAAAAUUAUUUUUUGGAGCAAAAUAACAAAUGACCAAACCUACACCUGAUGCUGUAAUAUGUAGCAGCUGUACCAUUACACUACCACAGGGGAAUGGGUGAAUUCUUCUAUUUUAUUCUCCUAUUCUGCUUCGUGCUGGCACGGUGGCAUAGAGGGCCGUGCUGGGUGCUCUAUGCCAGCGAUGCAUAUCCUUUGCGAGAUUUGCAGAGAAAGCGCCUCCUUGCACAAAAUGAGGACGCAGAUGGAUCGCGUGGCCCCAAUCACAGUGCGUGUUCCGCAUGUAGAGAGGGGCAGCCCUGCAAAGAUAAAAGUAAAACAAAUUUUGUACCUUAUGGAGUAGAUGGAGAGCCAGAUCUUCCGUCUCCAUCUUCACCGACUGCAGUUCCUCCUCGCUGCCUUCCAGGUCCAGGAGAUGGAGACUGAUGGUAGAAGCUUGGGGCAACACCUCCGCAGAGAGCAAACUGGGGAUCAGCAUGUUGCAUGUGGGGUUCAGGGCACUGGGAAAGUACAAAUCGGAGUAAGCAACUAUUCCACCAAGUAUCUCCUUUUUUUUUAGUCUCGCUCACCUGCUGAUCCAUACGUGAAGGGGAUGGAUGAGACCGGCACGAUGCUGCUCCUCCGUAAUCAGGUUGAGCUUGGUGACGAGGUUUUCUGCCGCAAUGCUCCGCAUCAUUUCUUCGGACAUGUCUGAUGUGAUGCUGUAGUAGUUCUACACAACAAAUUAAAAAACAGAUCACCAUCAGAAAUAAAUGCUCCACGGCGCCAUUAAAGUAGCUAAAUAGGAGGCCAACCUGACAGUGCUCUAAAAAGUCACCGAAGCCCCCUAAAUACACCCCUUUGCCACCUUGGUGCACCAGCUCUCUCCAAACCAGGGGAGACUCUUCGUGGUUCCAGCCAUUCCUGGUGCAUGUGUCCUCCAGCCAGUCCUGUCAGAGGGCGGGCAGGUGGCCAUGAGGGGUCCAGUACACAACGUUCUCAAUCGAAAACCCACAACUUUACCUUCUCUUACAGAUGGGCAAUACUGCCUUUUUUGGGGGGUAUCCAUCCAAUAGUAAGUAAAUUCAUCGUCGAUAUCAAUACUUGAAAAUUUUCAAAAUCCUUGAAUGAGUUUGUAAUUUUUUUCUUUCUUUUGUUGAUUGUGAUCCUGUUAGGCCUUGUAUUUAGGCACGUGGUAUCAGAUUGAUAACAAAAUAUGCGGUCUUGUCAAACCCCAGUAAUGAUAUAUAUACACAACAAUAUCAACAAUGUAGCAAUAUCGAAGUCAACUGAAAACUGAUACCAGUCUUUACAUGGAUACAGUCGACAUUUGGAUGGAUCCGCCCACCCCUACCUUCCAUUCGUCCGGCAGGAUUGAGAUCUUGUGAAUGUUGAAGUUCGGCAAAGAAUUCUGUAAUCUGUCCGCCAAAAGCUCCGCUUUGGCAUAGUAAGGGCAGUCUGUUUUACCUGCCGAGAGGAAAAAAAGAUGCGGUUUCGAUAUAAUGCUUGUCGUGUAAAGUUGAACAAUCAACUUACCUGCUAGCACAAACUUUGCCAUUUUAUUAACUGAGUCAAGUCUCAAGCCUUCCACGACUUAAUGUACUCUCGACAUAAUGGAAAUAAUACGCAUGUGAACGUCCAAACGCUCACGCUGAUGUUUGGGCUUUGAGGUGACGGUUGCUAGGUAACCAUAAGCAAGACCGGAAGAAACAAGCACCUGACGUAAGCGCUGUCCUUUAGAACAUGAAAUAAUUUGUUGAAAUACUAAACGGAUAUAAAGCUGAAAUAGAUAUUUUGAAAUGUAUGCUGGGAACAGUACGCCUUGACAUAGACAUGUUGAUUUUUUUUAAGAAGGACAUGACUCCGUAAAACAACAUACGCGUCCCCACUCCUCGCCAGAAGGGGCAGUAAUGCACCAGUCGUUAUUUGUCAACCGAUCGCCAAUGCACGAAGAAGUGUGUACUUCUCAUGUGCUAUGCUAGCGGUAACGUUAUGACAACUACAACUAUGCAAACAUCAUUGGCUCGUUGUUUUAUCACUGGAGCGGCAUCGUUUGCUGAUAAUACAACGCGUAUUGCUUUUAGACACGGAUUCGAGUAGCAGGGUAGGUAGUUAUAUAUUAUAAUAACCCAUAUAAUAGCAAUCAUGCUUGUACACUGAGUAGAGAGGGCUUGUUGACCUUGCUAUUCUAUUGGAGCAAAUAGAAAUAGACAGUACUAUACUCUGGAAGUGUUUCACUGAUAUUGGAAAUUUAACAGCAAGUGUAGUCGCGACUUUUAUGUUGAAUUAACUAGUAAGGCUACAUAUAGGGUAAACCAUCAUUAGUCCAAGUGUUGUGAGUGACACGAGGAGUCAUGAGGCGCUCCCUUCACUACUGCAUCUCGCAAUGGAAACAAUACAGUCUGGUUUCAGCUUCAGCCAAGAACUCCUCUUUGUGGAAUCUCCAGUUGGUACACACUCACGGCACAAGGCAAACUCAAACACGAAUGGUUGCAAGUUUAAACAGUGCAGAGAGGUUCCACUCACAGGGUUGCAGUUUGGGACCCGAGAAGAAGGAGCAUCUCGCUAAUCCAUUGGUGGGUGCCCCAGCUCCAAAUGAGCUCCAGUCCCAUGCAAGCCAGACACACAGGAGUUCCCUUUUCCUCGAGCACCUGCAACACUGCGGAUCCCCGUCGGAUGUGCUUGACCUCACCUGCGAGUACACACCUCGACAAGUCAGCAACUGCUUAAUGCAGAUGUGGGCCAGCAUAAAGAAGAUGUCCGAUGAGAAGCGGCGUUGUGAGCUGCAGCUGAUGUUUGAACAUCCCGCAUUUGAGAUGCUGCUGCAAAACGCCAUGAUGAACGUGGGCUCUAUACGAAAUGACAGCAUGGCUUACUCUCUGCUGGCUAUGGUGAAUCUGGGGGUUCCCCAACGUAGCCGCGUGGUCCACGUGUAUCUCCGCACAUGCCAGGAGAAGUUAAAUGACUUUGACGAGAAAAGUCUGUCAAUUUUGUCCUCCGUUCUGGAAGUCAUGGAGAGCAGUCCCAACGUUGAUGCACUGAAACACGGCUUGAGGAUGGUCAUUGCGACCCGUCUUCCCCAGAUAACAAACGUUGUGGCACUCCAGACAGCGAUGCGUCUCUUGGGUAAAGAUACGUCGCUGGACCUCAAACGAAAACUGGAGCAAAAAGCCUUAUCGAUGACGGACCAAUUCAGCCCCCCCAACACACAGUACAUGAUCUCCACCAUGGCCAAGAUGGGCUUCUAUUCCAAACCCCUCCUGCAAAUCUGCAGUGAGAAAAUUGCAGACAGCCUCCAUGGAGUCCCGCUUAACAGACUGCUAACAGUGCUGCAGUCGUUUCGGGAGCUGCGCUAUAGAGAUCGUGCCCUGUUUACGUCCAUCUCCGACUACAUCGCCUCCACAGUAGACAUAUGGUCCCAAAAGGAGGUCAUCCUCUUCCUGUCCGUGUUUGAGAGCCUCGCCUUUUGUCCCGCAGCCUUAAUGGCAGCAUUUGCUGAGAAAGUCAUCACCAACCCGGACGCUCUGACGCUUAAAGACCUUCUCUGUGUCCUCAAGGUGUACUCCUCUCUUAACUGUGACCUGCAGCAAAACAGAGAGCAGUUCCUGCAAAGUGUCAGCCAGGCUGUGGACGCCUACCUGCCCAAGAUGUCUGCUUAUGACUUGUUAAAGACUUGCUAUUAUCUCUGCCUUCUUGGCCACUUCCCAUCUGCACCACUGGAGAAACUUCUGCAGGGCAGCACACUGGAAGUCCUGAGAAGCAGAGAGAAGCAGCACAGGAGACAGGAACACAUGUUUCAGACGGUGCACCUGUGCCUCCACCUGGACCAGCCUGUCCUGCCUCGGCCACUGAGUGUCCCACCACCUAUGUUGGGAGACGUGCCGGCCAACGAUCCACCAGUCAAACUCUUGCAGCUCCUGCCGCAGGUGUUAGGUGACCGAGCAGAUGUAGCGCUACAAGAAAUGGUGGUGGCGGAGAACCUCUACUUCAUAGAUGCUGUGAUCAGCAAACCUGUGGCAAACCAAAGUGAGGAAGCGUGUUCACAAGCAGAGCAAACAGAAAGAAUUGCAGUGCUGUGCCCGGCUCCGUCUGCUUUCUGCUUCGGUACAUCUACACCUCGCGGCCCGCUGGCUGUCAAACUUCGCCAUCUGAAGGUUUUAGGAUAUUUUCCUAUUUUGAUAACAGAACAGGAGUUGAAGUCGGAGGAGGAGGCAGCAGAGCUUCUCAGGGCACAGAUCUUUCCAGGCAGGCAAACCCUGAGCUCGACGACCAGCACCUGAUCAUUCAUCGCACAGAGGUUGACAUGUUGAGCAUGACCUGUGACUUCACUUCUCUGAUUCUGUGGUUGUGCUUGAUCCCAUGAGAGUAUUUUGUAUGCUGCAUUUUAACCAUUUCAUGGACGAAAAGCUGAGAUAUUAAACUUUGAUGUGCCCAAAUCA